AUGACACGUUUGGCUGUUGUUGCCGCGUGCCUGGCAGGCUACGCCGCCGCCUUCCCUCGCCUGGAAUCCCAUCUGCUCAGCCGAGCGGCAGCGCCACCGCAAGGUGCUGGUGCCCUUCCCGUGACGCCGCCGCCCUUUGACGCUUCGGCUCAGCUCGUUAGCACGAGUGGACAGUAUGCCUUCGUUCCACCCGGCCCCGGCGAUGCCCGUGGCGAGUGCCCAGGCUUGAACGCCAUGGCCAACCAUGGCUAUCUCCCCCACAACGGCUAUGCGACCAUCGCUCAAUUCACCGAGGCCUGCCAGACCGUGUUCGGCAUGGGCGCCGAUUUGGCUGCCUUCCUUGCCGUCUACGGAGCUGUCGUCGACGGUGACUUGACCGCAUGGUCCAUUGGCGGCCUGCCGCAUACCGGCAUCGGAGGCUCGCACAACGACUACGAGGCCGACAGCUCGCCGUUGCACGCCGAUCUGUACCAAUACGGCAACCUCUACACCCUGCCCAAGUCUCAAGCCUCACAGUUGUUGAACAUGCAGUCCGACGCCAGCACGGCCAACUACAACCUCGAGGUCUUGCGGGAGUUCCGCGCGACUCGCUUCCAACAGAGCGUCUCCGAGAACCCCAAGUUUUUCUACGGUCCCUUCACGGGCAUGGCUGUGUCUCAGGCGGCAUUCACUUUCAUCUACCGUUUCAUGGCCAACAAGUCCUCCGAGGCUCCCGAGGGUAUCUUGAACCAAGACGUCUUGAAGAGCUUCUACGCUCUCAGCGGCACGAAUGACGACGUGAGUUGGUCAGGAUGUCACAACCGUAUUCCUGACAACUGGUACAAGCGUAACACUGUCGACGCCUACACCAUCCCCUACUUCUUGACGGACGUUCUUUACUUCUCCGAGACCUUCCCUCAGCUCAACGGCGUGGGUUGCAACAACGGAAGCGUCAACACCUACGACACCAUCUCCGUGUCGACGCUCACCAACGGCGCAUACACCGCGGCAGAGGUCGCCGCGAACCCCAUCUGCUUCGCUCUGGAGUACGCGGCGGCAGACGUGCCCAGCCUCACCGGCCUUCCCACCGCUGAGCUUGGCCCGUUGGCCUCCGUGCUGUCGAGCGCCACUUCGGAAUUGAAGUGCAAGCCCAUUGCCGCGAUCAACAAAGGCGCGCUUGAGGCUUGCCCGGGCUUCACGUUGUACGGAGGACCCACGGCCCCCGUCGCCAAAGGCGCGAUUCAGCCGUCGUAG
Messenger RNA from Neohortaea acidophila, 1233 nucleotides. RefSeq lists its product as uncharacterized. The record is from RefSeq and is a predicted model, not a curated record. NCBI's taxonomy places the organism in Eukaryota, Fungi, Ascomycota, Dothideomycetes, Mycosphaerellales, Teratosphaeriaceae. Gene Ontology annotation, molecular function: peroxidase activity. Bases 1 to 1233 code for a protein of 410 amino acids. The transcript has 6 exons.